AUGUCUCGACAGACGCUAACACUCUCUGAAAACUGGCAGUGGAAGCAGCGCGAUCCUAAAAUAGAGAACGUCUUUGACGAACUCAAGCGACCCGACACAUCAAUCCAACAUGAUCCUAAAGAUACUAGAUCAACUUGGAGAAAGGCCAUUACAUCCCCAUCCGAAAUCCACGUUGAGCUUCUAAAAGCUGGUAUUAUACCAGAUCCUUACAAGGGCUUCAACGAGCAUAAAGUACAAUGGGUCGGGAAAAGGGAAUGGCUCUAUCGAUAUGCUUUUGAGCUAUCACAACAGCAACUCUCAAGUUCGGUUGAGUUGGAGUUUGAGGGGCUAGACACCUUCUGUACUGUAUACCUGAAUGAGCUUGAGAUCCUCAAAUCCGACAAUAUGUUCACCCCGUUGACCGUUUCAUUGGCACCCGUUGAUGCCGCUCCAUCUUCGCAAUCAAAAGGAAUUGUUAACACCGUCAAAGAAAUUGUCUCUACUCUAUCACUUUCUUCAAACGCCCAGCCAAAGUAUGUCCUCAAGCCCGGGAUCAACGUCCUUCUGCUUCAUUUCAAGCCCGCCUUGCUCGAGGCCGAGGCGUUAGAAGAUAGGUAUGGUAAAGUGCGAGCAGGUAGCUGCAACUUAGGGUUACCGAAUCGGGUAUACGUUCGCAAGGCUCAAUUUGGGUGGAGAUGGGAUUGGGGCCCGGAACUCAUGACUGCAGGGCCAUACAGGCCAAUUCAUCUUCAUACACACAAGGCUCGAAUCGCUGAUGCGUACGUCAAGACGAUUGUAUCUUCCGCUCCAGAGCUAGCAUGCGCUAUUGAGAUCGAGCCUACACUUCACGGAGAUGUUUCAGCGGUGUCCAAAUUUGAUAUCUCCCUUCGUCAUCCCGAAGGCACUGUUAUUCGCACUCAGGUGUUUGACAUUGGAUCUAAGAUUAGGUGGAAACUAGAAGAUGGUGAGGUUUCGUUGUGGUGGCCUGUUGGCUAUGGUCAGCAGACCUUGUACCAUGUCGAUAUCAUUGCAACGGGUGAGGACGGCACAGUACUGGAUCGUGUUGCCAAACGAAUUGGGUUUCGUCGGGUCGAACUAGUACAAGAGCCACUAGUUGACGCACCGGGCACGACAUUUCUAUUCGAGAUAAACGGAGUACGAGUUUUUAUUGGGGGGUCUAACUGGAUCCCCGCCGAUAAUUUCCUGACUUCUAUCACACCCAAAAGAUACCAAGCGUGGCUCCAGCUUCUCAAGGAUGGCAACCAGAAUAUGGUUCGUAUUUGGGGUGGAGGUGUAUACGAACCCGACGUGUUCUAUGAUACAUGUGAUGAGCUUGGCAUUCUUGUCUGGCAGGAUUUUCAGUUUGCAUGUGGACAAUAUCCAGCACACAAGGAGUUCUUGGCUAAUGUCGAGGCCGAAGCAGAGGCAAAUAUUAAGAGACUCCGUGGACACCCAAGUCUGGCUUUGUGGUGUGGAAACAAUGAAGACUAUCAACAAGUAUUUCAAUGGGGUCUCUCGACUCUUCCCGCAGUUGUUAUCUAUGAGAAGUUGCUGCCGCGUGUAAUCAGUAAUCUUAUGGGUGAUGCUGUUCCCUAUCACCGCGGGAGCCCUUAUGGCAGUGUAAAGGAAUGGGACACCGCGGACCCUACCAUCGGUGAUAUACACCAGUGGGAAGUAUGGGCGGGAAAAGGUGCACCUUAUCAAGAUUGGGAUAUAAUGGGCGGAAGAUUCGUCAGCGAGUUUGGUUUACCAUGCAUGCCUAAUAUGCGUACUAUAGACUACUGGCUCCAAGAUACCGACUCUUCUCAACGUCGGGUUCAGUCCAAGGCCAUGCAACAGCACAAUAAAGCCGGCGCCCAUGAACGUCGCCUGGCAGUUUACAUGAACGAGAACUUCUGGAUCACCAAUGACCUUGAGAGAUACGCCUAUCUCACACAAGUAAUGCAGUCAGAGGGUGUAUCCUCCGCCUAUCGGAUGUGGAGACGGGAAUGGAAGGGAAAGGGGAAACAAUAUUGUGCCGGAGUAAUUGUGUGGCAAUUGAAUGACUGCUGGCCGGUCAGCUCUUGGGCCAUAGUUGACUAUUUCUUGCGGCCAAAACUGGCGUACUAUACUAUUGCUCGGGAGAUGCUUCCGUACACAAUUGGUAUAAAGCGCACUGUCAAACAAAAUCGCGAGACGGAUCGCCCACGCCAGUUCUAUGAAUUUGGCGCAUUCCAAAGCAUCGGAGCGUCGAUCGAUGUCUGGGGCACCAACUCCACGCUUCUCAAAAAGAAAGCACUCGUUAAAUUGUCCUGCUUUGAUCUAGCCUCGGACUGGAAUCACGUCGAGGAGCAUUCUCCAUUCCGUGCCCUGCCCCCCGCAUAUAGGACCGACGAGGCGGGGCGAGUGCUAUCUCGUUAUGCAGAUUGGCCACAGCCGUUCCGAAGUUACGAUAUGCCCAAUCCCGAGCUUCAGUUGUCUGUGGAGGGAGAAAGAGUCGUAGUGACAGCGAAAAGACCUGCCAAGGCAGUAAUGCUUGGUGUCGAUGGUGAAGAUGAUGAAGUUCGAUGGAGUGACAACGCACUAGAUGUAAUGCCUGGUGAUCCACAAACGGUGACGCAGCCUCGUGAUUACUCUGCUGCUUUUGGCAAUCUCGCAUCGUCUUAUGGUGCCUCUGGGACCGCACCUUCCCGCCCAUCAUCCAAGACUGCCUCACAUCUAAACGCAGGAGCGAGCUCGCGCUCUGACACUAGUACAAAACGAUGGCGUUCGAUAUUCUCUAAGCAACCGUUGUCCUCUAAUCCGGCUGCUGAGCCGGAGAAGUACGUCGUACCCAAGUCCCAAGAUUUUGGUGCAUUGAUAAACAAGUAUGGUGCCAAGUCUGCUCCCACGGCCAGCCUGCUUUAG
This is a messenger RNA of Rhizoctonia solani, 2865 nucleotides long. Its product is annotated as beta-mannosidase. Gene Ontology annotation, biological process: carbohydrate metabolic process; glycoprotein catabolic process. The record is from RefSeq and is a predicted model, not a curated record. Gene Ontology annotation, molecular function: beta-mannosidase activity. The transcript is spliced from 17 exons. NCBI's taxonomy places the organism in Eukaryota, Fungi, Basidiomycota, Agaricomycetes, Cantharellales, Ceratobasidiaceae. The coding region runs from base 1 to 2865 and encodes 954 amino acids.